This is a messenger RNA of Lindgomyces ingoldianus, 1852 nucleotides long. Its product is annotated as prolyl-tRNA synthetase-like protein. Gene Ontology annotation, molecular function: proline-tRNA ligase activity; ATP binding. NCBI's taxonomy places the organism in Eukaryota, Fungi, Ascomycota, Dothideomycetes, Pleosporales, Lindgomycetaceae. Gene Ontology annotation, cellular component: mitochondrion; cytoplasm. Gene Ontology annotation, biological process: prolyl-tRNA aminoacylation. Bases 83 to 1852 code for a protein of 589 amino acids. The transcript is spliced from 4 exons. The record is from RefSeq and is a predicted model, not a curated record.
AUCAUUUUACUGUCAUUGGAUCAAUGGAUAAUUAAGAUAUUCUGACCGAUUUCAAUCCUACCACAGUCGAAAUAUAAGGCCAAUGCCGGCGCGACUCGGGUAUGGGUUGCGACGAUGUAAUCUGCAAAAAAGAAGAGGAUUCCAAAAUGCCAGAUUAAUAUCAGUUGAUUCAAGGAACCGAUUGUCUAAUUUCUGGACACCGACAGGAGGCAUCUCACCUCAAGAUGGAGAGCAGGAUGAUUCUCAUGCACUACUCGUACGAGGAGGCUUCCUGCGACAAGCCCAUUCAGGCGUCUUCCACCUCCUCCCACUCGGUCUCCGCGUGCAAGAGAGACUCUCCUGGCUAAUAGACAAACACAUGGCCACUCUCGGUGCCUCUAAACUCUCCCUUUCAUCCAUUACCACGGAAGCGCUCUGGCGCCAGAGCGGCCGCUACUCCGCCAACUCCGAACUUUUACGUCUCAGUGACCGCAAGGAUUCCGGAUUUCUCUUGUCCCCAACACAUGAAGAAGAAAUCACUUCUCUUGUUGCUGGGAUGGUGCAUUCGUAUAAAGACCUCCCCUUGAAGCUUUAUCAAAUCGGAAGGAAGUAUCGUGAUGAGAGACGUCCUAGACAAGGGCUUCUUAGAGCGAAGGAGUUCUUGAUGAAGGAUUUGUACACGUUUGACUAUGCGCAUGAGCAUGCCCUGCAAACCUAUCAAUCUGUGAGGACUGCAUACAAUAACUUCUUCGACGAGCUCAAACUCCCCUAUUUGGUCGCUGAUGCGGAUUCCGGAAACAUGGGUGGCAAGUUGAGUCACGAAUACCACUUCGUCUCACCUAAGGGUGAAGACAAUGUCUGGUCUUGUAGUUCGUGUGACUAUGUUGCCAACGAAGAGCUCGUUGAGAAAAGAACCCACGAUACUGGGAGACUGCCGACGAGCCAGGAACUCCACUUCACUGGAAUUAGUGUAGACAGGACCACUAAAAUCCACAUCCAUGUCCCGUACCCCGCAAGGCUCGUCAACGUACCUUGCUCGGAUGGAACAAAAUUGAACGUCUACGUCCCACGACCCGACAUACUACCUCCAUCCUUGCUCAGCUCGGAUUCAACCCACAUCGAGAAGUUCGUUAACCUGCACGCCGUAAAAAAAGCGGCCAUCGAUAUCGACACAGGCAUCGAAAAAACUACCUUGCAAUCCUUUCUCCCAAAAACAACAAAAACAAUUCACAUCUAUGACCGCCUAGUCCCAUACCCCAAAUACCCUGACUCCGAAAUUCCACUCAACCAUCUGGACAUAACUCGUAUCUAUCCCGGCGACCCCUGCCCGCGCUGCGAAUCUGGAGAACUCAAAGUCCAGAAAGCUAUAGAAGUAGCGCAUACCUUCCACCUCGGAACCCGUUACAGCGAGCCUCUGAAGGCCCUCGUAGCAGGCCCCGACGGCAUGGCCAAACAGCCCAUGCAAAUGGGCUGCCACGGUAUUGGGGUGUCCCGCCUUAUUGGUGCUAUUGCGUCAUUACUUGCUGACGACAAGGGUUUGAACUGGCCUAGGGUUAUUGCACCAUUUGAGUGUAUUGUUGUGACCACCCCACAGGUUCCAGAAGAAGAUGGUGUGGAAGUGUAUGAUAUUUUGAGAGAAGGUGCACAAGGAUAUGAAAUCGUUGAUACGGUCAUCGAUGACAGACCGAUUAAGAGUCUGGCGUGGAAACUUCGAGAUGCAGAUUUGAUCGGUUAUCCAGUUAUUGUUGUUUUGGGACGAGCGUGGAAGGAGAGGAGGCGGGUCGAGGUACAAUGUAGAAGACAUGGUGUCAAGACUGAGAUGGAAUUAGAAGGGUUGAAAGAGGGUGUUCUAAAACUUCUGGAUCUCCUGUAA